Messenger RNA from Cutaneotrichosporon oleaginosum, 3016 nucleotides. RefSeq lists its product as uncharacterized. The record is from RefSeq and is a predicted model, not a curated record. Lineage: Eukaryota; Fungi; Basidiomycota; Tremellomycetes; Trichosporonales; Trichosporonaceae.
GUGUGCCACUCAACGCACGUGGAGAUAUUACACGUGUGCUUACCUAAUAACAUCCUUCACAUCCACCCACAACAACAUUGAAUUGCCCAGAUGGCACAAACACUCCCAAACACCGCUCAUACGGCUCACAUAUCGACUACUCCACACUCCUCCCACUCCGACUCUCACAGCAUCAUCCAUCCUCACAUCCACCUGGAGCCACCUCCUCCAAGCCAGGUGAACGAUCUACCUGCCGUGGAGCGUUAUCCCCUCCUUCGCGCAUUGCCACCCGCCAUGCCCUCCUUCGACGUUUCUUCCCCCGCACCCACACCGUCGAGGUCAACCACCCUCGACCAGUCGGACACCGACUUUGAGAUCGACUUCUCUUCAUCCGAUGACGAGGCCGGCGUGUUCUUCGGUACCCCCAAGCCCGUUGAGAGCAAGAUCCUCGCCGCGCUCUCAAAAUCAAUAUCCUCCACCCCUUUGACACGAGAGCGGCCGCCAGCGCCACGUCGCUCCUCGGCGCGCCUGCCAAAGCGCGACUCCCGCGAGUUUCUCCGCCGCAAAACCCUUUUGCUAAGUACGCCCGGCGCUGGGCCUGCAAGCGAGAAGAUGUGGGAAGGUGGAUUCGUUGAGCGCCCGGAGGAUGUCGACGACGAGCCUCUCCCAGGACCCAGCACACCCAUGGUUGGCCAUGAAGACAUUGCGGUUGACCUGGACACCGUCCAGCUCGACACAUUUCCUUCCUCCCCCGAGGUCACCUACUUGGAUGCCUUCUUCAACGAGGAGGAGGAGGACAAGGAGAACUCUGCUGUACCUGAGGAGUGGGACGGCGAUCAAGAGUACGACUCGGAAGACGCUUACGUCCCCGCGCCCCCCGAGGGCGUUCCCAUGUCCUUAGGAUUCUGUGACGGCCAGUAUGACCUCGACAUGUCCCCGGGGCUCGACAUGGGCGGCCUCAGCUUGCUCGACAUUGAUGAUCCGGAAGAGAUGCCCUUCGAGUUUGGCAAUGAGACCGGGGGCGCAGGGCUGCGUGUGUUUCUAGGCGCCAGCACUUCGAGCUCCGGCUCGAGCAUUGCAUCGGCCAGUGGGGCGUUCUCGCUCCACCCACACACACUUUCCCCAUUCCGCCGCCGGCGAAGGCACUCCCAAUCUAGCGGAGCAGGAGAUCUCGCGCACGAGAACCUUGUCUCAGAGGGCACAAGCGACCGCGAGGACGAGGGCGCCGAUGAGGUGCUAGAUCGUCCAGAUGUCCCCAUUCUCGAGGAGACAACGGUUGACAGUGUACCCGCCGUCAUUGGUUCCGAUCCUGCACCCUCCGAUCGGUCUGAGGCUGCUAAUCUCGACAUGGAGUCUACCGGUGCUCAGGAAACUCCUGAACUGGAGGCAUCCAUCCUUGAUGGAUCAUUCUCUUCGCAUGAGGACUUGGCGGACGGCAGCUGCAGCCACAGCAGUCCUAACCACCCGCGUGCUCAUUCGCCUUUUGAGAGCCUGGACAUGUUCUCUGCUCUCGCCAAGGCCCCAUCGUCGGCAGCUAAAGCGCCUACAUUUCUCGACACGACGGCCGACUUGAUAGCGUUCACCCCGCUCAAGCCCAAUGGACGAACGCACCUUGAGGUUGACUCCGAUUCGUCGUACGUAUCAGAGGUGGACUCACCUCGCGCUCCGAUAAUGAUACCCGUGUUCACGGUCGCGUCGCCACCUAGACAGCGGUUGGCGCGCGACCCAGAGCCUAUGCUCGUCGACGAUAUCGCUCCGCUUGAUGACGACCUCGGCUCCGCUGUUGCCCUGCCUACGCUGGAUGGUCCGUUCGGAUUGGUACUCUCGCCCUUUUCUCGCGCACCUGCUGCGAACACCACGCCUGGAAAGAGCCCGAGCAGGCUACCUGUUCUGUCGCCGGUACAAAGCGCCAAGGCGCAAAAGACUCUUGCCCGGACAGCCGCGGCUAAAGAGCACCUCGAGAACCUCUUCUCCUCCAAGCUCGGAAAGUCGCGUCUCGGCGAGUCGUCGUCGAAGGUUCAGCCGCCAGUCAAGCGCGCGUUGGUUACAUCGCGUUUGCCGUCCAAGGCGACUAUCCAGUCACCGCAAGUGUUCACCAAGUCUAAGGAGGAGCCAACCGCAAGGACUCGUAUCCCGUCGCCCGAAGCGCCAUCGAAGGGCAAGGGCAAGGCCCCAGAGAAACCGCUCAAGUCCAUCCUCAAGUCGACGAGCAAGGUCACUCAGCCCAAGCCGUUUGCCUUGAGUGCUCCGAGGCAGAAGGUUUCUGUGAAGCUGUCCGCGCCUGGCCAGUCGGGCUUACCCCGGCCCACUGCAGCAGUGGCUUCAAGCCUCCCGCGCCCCGUGUCGAAACGGCCCGACCCUCAGGUAUCAACUUCCACUGACGCAUCGUCCACUUCCAAGCUCUUCCGCAUAACGCCGAAAAUGCCAGUCGCUCGGCCCGUUGAGGCUGGCAGUUCAGUCAAGCGGCCUCCUACCGCCAACGGCAUGGCGAUGGCCCGUGUGAUGGCUCCCGUUGGCCCCAGCAUGGCUUCGGCCUCUCGCUCGGCGCUGGGCUUGCCCGCGAGACUUGCGCGCGACCAGUCUGGCGACUCCGCCGCUUUUGCGUCGAGCAUGAGUACCGGCAGCUCCUCUGGCGUCCUCUUCCACCCCCCAGCAAAAUCACCUGGGAGGAUGAUGUCGCCGCCCAAGCCAGUCCUGGGCAAGCCCCAGCGAGCCACGGGCAUGACCCCUAUCUCGAGCCGCAUGAUGGCUACGCCCCAACGUGGGGUGCCUACUCCUUCCAAGGUCUUCAAGGUAAAGUUCGGCCGAGUAGACAGUUGUCUGACAAUCAGCUGGGCACACCAUCACGCCCUGCCGCUACACCGCUGAGGCACCGCACUCGCAUGAUGCCCGUGUCCGAGGAGAGGCGGCUUAGCUGCACUCCCAUCCGUGGAGAAGAGCCACCCACUCCACUGAGGGUGACUCACCCGCGGAUGGAAGUAGAUGAGCCUCCCGCGACGAUGGACCCUGUCGUCCAGCCUCCCGAAUCCGAUAUGCC